ACCUAGCAACUCCACUGUUCUCGCGCUUCUUCCUCCUGCGCGCCGCGUCCGGCUCCCCUGCCUCGACGACGACAGGCCUGCCGGACGGUUCUCCGCCGCGUCCCCCGAGCCCUGUCGCCGGAUCACGAUCACGCGCGCUGCCCCUCUCCAUUGUCCGGGUAAUCCUGCCCUCAUUAGUUUGAGAACUCCAUAGGCUUGCUGGGACUUGGGAAUGCACGGGAGGGGUCCUGAUUUUGGUGUGGCCAUCUCAUUCUCAUCUGCUACUGCACAUUGCUAGCACCAUGUUCAGGUGUUCACCAUCAUCUGGUGGCCUGGCAUCAGGCCGCUCAUGGUUAGUCCUUUGGUUGUAGACUUGUAGUACCGGCAGAGAACAGAGAACCUUUACCCAGCUUUUCGGCCACUUCAUCCGUCUCAAAAUAAGUGUCUCAACUUUUAUACUAAUUUUAGUAUAAAGUUGUAGAACUAAAGUUGAGACACUUAUCUUGGGACAGAGGGAAUACCACUCCACACUGUUCUCACGCUUCUUCCUCCUCUUCCCCGCGUCCGGCGCCCCUGCUACUCCAGUGUUCUCCGCCGCAUCCCCCAGCCCCGUCGGCGAAUCACGAUCACGCGCGCAGCCCCUCUCCAUUGGCCAGGUUGCUAGCACCAUGUUCAGUUGUGCGCCAUCAUCUGGUGGCCUGGCAUCAGGCCCCUCUUGAUUAGUCCUGCGUCCUGAGCUACUUCCCGUUGUCCUGCAACUUCGGCUGCAGCGGCAGCUGCUCGCUGAAUGGAGGCCGCGGAAGAGGUGCAGAUUUGGGCGCCGAUUCUGGCAGACCCGCUCGAUUGGCCUCCAUCUUCUGUUACCAUCCCUCUUCCAAGCCAGGUGGAAGAAUAUUUCAGUUAUGUGUAUGGCACUGAUGGCAUGGGAAUCAGCAAAUUUGCACCAGAGCCCGAUGAUGAUUUGGGAGGUACCAUGUCAAACCUCAUAGUAAAGGAAAAAUGGUGGCGUGGCCUACGAGGUCCUCGCAAGAGGAGGAUAUUUCCUUGGGGAACCGGAAGCAUGAAUUUUCACCGUCGAAAGAACAACGAACAUUGGACACAUGAAGAAGUGAAGAAGCUGGUUAAGGGUGUCAAGGCAUAUGGUGUUGGGCGAUGGACUAUGGUGAAGAGUCGCUACUUCUCAGCAUCAGUUCCAGACCCAGCACAUCUCAAGGACAAAUGGAGGAAUCUUCUGAGGGCUUGUGGGGUACCGUGCGCCUCUCAAAGGAAGGAAAAGGCACAGAAGACUAUGUUCCGACCCUUAGAUACAGAGUUGAUCCAACAGAUCCAAGGGGUGGCUAUCGAUUCAGCCUCCACAUCCAAAAUGAAGAAACACCGUGGGAAAGGAACAACUAGCUGAGAAUGACACAAAAUGAUGGUUGAGGCUUUAUAAGUUUACAUAAGUUAAGUUAGUAGCACCUAAAUGUGUUACUUCUUUUGAAAUUGGGAAAUAUGUGCAUACAUUAUGUAAGAAGAGCCCGUGAAACCGGCCGGCCUUUGUGCAUGUAUAUAUAUACUGUAGCUAGAAA
Messenger RNA from Triticum aestivum (bread wheat), 1547 nucleotides. RefSeq lists its product as uncharacterized. Bases 767 to 1378 code for a protein of 203 amino acids. The record is from RefSeq and is a predicted model, not a curated record. NCBI's taxonomy places the organism in Eukaryota, Viridiplantae, Streptophyta, Magnoliopsida, Poales, Poaceae. The transcript is spliced from 6 exons.